AUGAUCAAGAUGAAUAUACAUGCUGGUAAUGCCGUAUUUUCAUACGUACAAUCUAUUCUGAGUAAACGUUUAUUGUCUUACGGUGUAUUUCAAUGGGUCGAUAAAAAGAUGCCUCUUUUUCAUAUACCUAAUUAUUGUAAUAAGGGUAUGAAAAUGAAAUUUCGUCAAACGCAACGUAUAAGUAACUACAAUCAAGUACGUCUGAAAUCCUUUAAACGUUAUUUGGAUUAUUCGAAAGUACCGACUCUCGACGAGAGUGAACUUGAGGAAAGAUUUGUAAGAGGAAGCGGUCCAGGUGGUCAAGCAACUAAUAAAACGAACAAUGCCGUGACUUUGAAACAUAAACCAACGGGGAUCGUUGUAAAAUGCCAUGAAACAAGAAGUUUAUGGAUUAAUCAGAAACGUGCGCGAGAUAUAAUGAUCACCAAAUUGGACAAUUUAUUAAAUGGCGAUCAAUCAAUCGAGAAUCAAGAACGCGUGCUCAAAGAAAAGAUGUCAAUAAAGAAACGACAAAGGCAGAAGAAAUUAUCCGAUUUAAAGAAGUCGUUUAAAGAACGCGAAGGACUUGUAUGAAUUAGAAUAAAGAAGCUAUCGAUGAUAAUUCUUCGUCAUUGAUGUGUAGUAGAUAAAAAAUAAAUAAGUUUUCUCUCUC
Molecule: messenger RNA, 652 nt
Organism: Vespa velutina
Lineage: Eukaryota; Metazoa; Arthropoda; Insecta; Hymenoptera; Vespidae
Product: mitochondrial translation release factor in rescue
Exons: 1
Coding region: 1-573 (190 amino acids)
Biological process (GO): translational termination
Cellular component (GO): mitochondrion
Molecular function (GO): translation release factor activity
Source: RefSeq, a predicted model, not a curated record